Scaptodrosophila lebanonensis is the source of this 2850-nucleotide messenger RNA. RefSeq names its product GATOR complex protein MIOS (gene mio). Gene Ontology annotation, biological process: cellular response to amino acid starvation; positive regulation of TORC1 signaling. The record is from RefSeq and is a predicted model, not a curated record. Bases 80 to 2644 code for a protein of 854 amino acids. The transcript is spliced from 8 exons. NCBI's taxonomy places the organism in Eukaryota, Metazoa, Arthropoda, Insecta, Diptera, Drosophilidae. Gene Ontology annotation, cellular component: cytoplasm. Gene Ontology annotation, molecular function: protein binding.
AAAAAGGCGCAUUACAAAUAUUUGUGAAAAUUUCAAUUAAAUUAAUAACUGCCUAUGCAUAGCCUAAAACUAGCUCAACAUGAGCGGCAAUAUACAUGGCCUUAGUUGGUUUCCAAAUGUCCCCGAUAAAUUUGUGUCUUGGGGCCAGGAGAUAAAUCUGUACGAGAUUCGCACAAAAGACGAUGGGCUGCAAAAAAGUCGCUUGCCCUACAUACCGGCUAACUAUCUGUCCAAUGAGUCGCGCUAUCAAUAUGCUCGCGUUGUCGCCGCCUCCUAUCACAGCGACCAAGCGAUUAUAGCCGUGGGCUUGGCAGAUGGGAAAAUAGGCAUUUGCAAUUUUCGUGAUACCUAUGAUUGCAGCUGGGAGUACACCCCCCGGCAACAACGUUUGUGCACCUGCCUGGCCUGGAAUGAGCUGGACGCGAAUAUAUUGGCCAUAGGUCAUGACCGUCAUCGUACCGAUUCAUGUAUUACCAUCUGGGAUAUUGAUCGUGGCGUUCCCAAAGAUACGGCAAAUUUCUUUGGACUGACAGAGUCUGCAAACUCGUUGUGCUGGGACAAAAAUCAUCGCACGCUAAUAGCGGGCAUGAGUCAAAAGAUGAUAAAGCUUUUCGACUUGAGGCAAAGUACAGCCACUUGCCAAUCCAUACAAACUAAGACGGUGCAAGGCUUGUCUGUGGCACCCAAUGGCAAUUAUUUGUGCAGCUAUGUAGACUCUACGAUAAUUGUGUGGGAUUUGCGCGCCAUCGAUCGUCCGCUUCGGCAAAUACAAUCGUCACGAAACCAUUUGCAGAUCAGUUGGUGUCCCACACGUACUAGUUUGCUCUCCUCACUGCAAAGGGAGUUGCAGUAUAUAACUCUGUAUGACAUACGUAGUGUUGACAUGGAUACAAGUCGGGAGGUGUAUCAUGUGAAGAAACAGAUUAGUCCAUUUCCUGCAAAAUACCAGACCGCCGCAAAGUGUUCAUCUGUUAAUUGGCUCUCGUGGCAUUCACGAGAUUUCGAGCGUGCCCUAAUUGUGGCCGAUGCUGUCAAUAUUCUUGACUUCCGCCUGCCCGCCACUUUGCACACGGCAAAGAAUAAUCGUCGCAAGCUGCCACUGCUAAUGCAGCGACCCCUUUAUGCUCCGGCCUCCCCAUCAUCCACACAACCAACGAGCAGUUGUAGCACAAAUAGCUCGCUAGACUUUAGUUCGGUGGGUUCGGCACUCUCUUUUGACUUUAUACAGCCGGAGCUGUUCGAGGAAGAUUUGGUAAAUGAAACGCGGGAGCGUGCCCUGCAGGAUUAUGGUAUGAAACCAGACUGUAAGCGUUUUGGCGAGCUUCACCUAACUCCCUACUUGCGCAACGUGUGGAGCACUUUGUGCAAUGUUUACCAUGAAGAUCGUCUCACUGGUUUGAAGACGACUCUUGGGAUUAAUAUUGCUCAGACCUCGGAGGCGCUGAUGGCCAGUCCACGAAUUGAGUCUCAGGUGCUGCAAUGGCCAGAUGGUAUCAACAAUUCAAAUAAACUCAUUUGCUAUCGGAGUGAACAACGCGAUUUGGCGCUACAAUUAUGUGGAUGGUCAACUGAGCCCGAGCUAGAACGAUUUGUUGAUGAAUUAUACGGGCACAAGGAGUUUAGUCGCGCGGCUAUGAUAUGUGUGUUCCAUUUAAAGAUAUUCUAUGCCUGUAAUAUUCUCUCUACGGCUGCGGAUAGCAUGCGGGAUCCCAGCAUGUAUCGUAUCACGGCCAUUGCUUUAUCUAGCUUUAAUGCGGAUCGCUGCAGUUCCACUUGGCGAAAUCAACGCUCAAGUGCUAACAUGCAGAUAAAGGAUCCACAUUUACGUGCCAUAUUCUCCUUCCUAACAAUGGAGAAGGACAAUUUUGAGGCAGUUCUGAACGAGGAAGCCGUUUCGUUGGCAGAUCGGAUGGCCUUUGCUUGCAAAUAUCUCUCAGAAACUAAACUGGAAGAAUAUGUCAAACUACAGAUACAUAAAGCCAUUGAAACUGGCGAUCUUAAUGGGAUACUGUUAACAGGUGAAUCAUUGGGAGGCAUUAAAAUACUGCAGGCAUAUAUGGAUGCUAGUUUUGAUGUGCAAACCGUCGCACUGGUGGCCAUUAAUUUCUUCACACACGACCAUUUUAUGGAUCAUCGCAUACAAUACUGGAUAUCAAGUUACUUGGAUUGCCUUAACAGCUGGGGGCUGUGGGAGAAGCGUGCCGAGCUGGACAUUAAAAUUGAAAAUAUACGCACAUCAGCGCGCAGUUCUCGGUCCGUUUAUCUCGCCUGCAAUUUUUGCGGUAAAUCCGUAUCCAAUGCGCUGCUGGAUGAGCCCCGCCCACGCAGUACAUCAACGAGUACUAACAAGCUGUCGUCUUGCCCCAGCUGUCGCAAACCCCUGCCACGUUGUUCCCUUUGCCUUAUGCACAUGGGCACAAUGGUAAAUAUCAACACCGGCGAAAACCCAGCAGAAGUUCAAGCUUGGCCAUCAAAGCCGUUUUCUAAGUGGUUCGCCUGGUGCCAGACGUGCAGGCACGGCGGUCAUACGGAGCAUAUUAUGCAGUGGUUUAAACAGAACACAGAAUGUCCUGUAUCAUCGUGCAGCUGUCGGUGCUUUGAUGUGGAUGGAAUCAAGCCAAACACAGUACGCGACAUUUCCUAGUUUCUUCACCAUGCUAUACACCUUAAGCUAAAUCCUCCAUUUAGUUUUAGGUGCGCCUUCAAACUGAAAGUGUUCAUUGUACUUAGAUUUGCGCAUGACCGUAGCGCUCACUUUUAUGGCAUGCAGUUACUUGCUGUUUAAUUGCAUUUUAUAUUUACUUAGAACAAAAAUAUAGCAGAAGUCGCUGAAUUUUGGCUUAUAUAGGA